AUGUCAAACUUGUUAAUAGUAACUUUGACAACCUUGCUAUCCUAUGUUGUCGCAGAAGGAGAAAACACGGCAGAAAAGAAGCCGAUGGAAGUUCCUUCUGACAGUGUCAUGAUUCGACCAUUCACCAUCCAUGACUUUGUGAUGGAAAUUAUUCUUGUCAUCACCUUUCUCUUAUACGCGGCUGCUUGGUAUCAAGGAAAAUCAGCCAACUUGAAAAGAGCCAAGAUAUGGUUAGGAGGCCAACUUGAGUAUCUUCAGUCUCAAUUUGCCCUUGUAGGUGAUGGUAAAUCAGUGCUGAUGAAGGAUGGACCUGCUGAUUAUCUUUUAUAUGUCUCUGGCAGACGCCAUGUACAAUUUGGUCAUUGGUGGCUCAAGUUGAAGCCUAGAAAUGAUAUGCUGACCUAUUUCACGACACAAGUACUUUCAAUGGUUGGACAAACAAAGCCUGUGAAUGAUCGUGUGACAUUGUCAAUGGUGCUUGAUAAAGCAUUGCCUGAAAAAUUUGUAUUUGCCGUCAUCAAGAAGAGCGAAUCAGCUGAAUUAAGCAAGAAGCGAUUUGAUUUGAACCGUGUUGCCAAGCUUGGAUCAAGCAAAGCUAUUCCCGAAUCAUUGGCAGUUUAUACAGAAUCACAAAAGCUGGCUGAUUUGAUACUAUCCACUACCAGUGUAGGAAAACUCAUUUCCGAUGCAUCCGAUCGUCUCGAAUAUUUAGUUAUCUCAAGUUUGCCUGCAGAUGUACCAUACCGAUACGAGAAUGAUGAGGCCUUGACGAUUUCGCUUUCUUUUUCAAUGUCCAACAGCAACACUCUUGAUCCUCUUGUCGAGCUUGCCUGUGAACUUCCGGACGUGUUGAACGAGUUAAAGUUGACAAGUGAUAUUAGAAACCAAGUCAACAAGAACCGCGAAAGUCUGCGUAAGGAGUACGCCAAACGAUUAGCAGCUGAUAAGGCAGAAGAGGCAGCUCGUAAGAAAGCAGAGGCUAAACGCGCUGAAGAGGAAAGAAUCAAAAAGAUGAGCCCAGCUGAGCAACGUAAAUGGGAGGAAAAGGAACGUCUGCGUCAACUGAAGAAGCAGCAAAAGAAACGAAAGGUCUAA
Messenger RNA from Rhizopus microsporus ATCC 52813, 1095 nucleotides. Its product is annotated as DUF1682-domain-containing protein. Gene Ontology annotation, biological process: endoplasmic reticulum calcium ion homeostasis. Gene Ontology annotation, molecular function: calcium ion binding. Bases 1 to 1095 code for a protein of 364 amino acids. Lineage: Eukaryota; Fungi; Mucoromycota; Mucoromycetes; Mucorales; Rhizopodaceae. The record is from RefSeq and is a predicted model, not a curated record. Gene Ontology annotation, cellular component: endoplasmic reticulum. The transcript has 7 exons.